Messenger RNA from Contarinia nasturtii (swede midge), 4746 nucleotides. RefSeq names its product GAS2-like protein pickled eggs (gene pigs). The record is from RefSeq and is a predicted model, not a curated record. The transcript is spliced from 11 exons. NCBI's taxonomy places the organism in Eukaryota, Metazoa, Arthropoda, Insecta, Diptera, Cecidomyiidae. Gene Ontology annotation, biological process: regulation of microtubule polymerization or depolymerization; protein localization to microtubule plus-end; actin crosslink formation. Gene Ontology annotation, cellular component: cytoplasm; microtubule plus-end; stress fiber. Bases 951 to 3701 code for a protein of 916 amino acids. Gene Ontology annotation, molecular function: cytoskeletal adaptor activity; actin filament binding; microtubule binding.
UAAACAUUGAUUUCUUUUUAAUUCGCGUGUGUUGAUUAAGGAAUUGAUUUCAUUUUGAAAAGAAAUAUUAACUGCAAGUUUUUGUGACGAAAAUUCAGUGUGUCUGUGCAUUAGUGUUGUUAUCAUUAUCGUCCCUUCACUAUUCAACCGUACAACAGCUGGAAAUAUUUUUCGAGUUUAUCACAAUCGAUUCUUCUAGUUCAACAAAUAGAUAAGAUCGUUUGAGCAGCAACGAUAGCGGCGUUAUGCGAAGUGCAACGUGAGUGAUAUGUCAUCGUUAGCCAUCAUCCAGGCAACAACAAGCAACAAUCAACAAGCGAUUGCGGGCAAUUUUUCAUUUGUUUUCAUUUCGUAAAGUUCUACGAAUCAAGCAACAAAACAAUAAAAAAAAAACGACCAAACAUAAAAUUAUUUCGUAUUUCAUUUUGAAAAACGACGAUAUAAAUAAAAACAGCAAGCAUUGCAGACAAGAAUCUUUCUAACCGGAUUCAUCACGAAGGAGAAGAUAAACUAAAGGAGACGAAACAAAUUUUACCUGUAUUGCACCUGAAACUGGCGCUUACGCAAAAAAAACGAAUAUACACACACAUCAGACACGCAUUUCAGAAACGCUAAAAUAAUGAAAAACUAGCAAAGGAAAGAAAACCCAAACGAAAAUCAAUCAAACCAGUCGAUUGUAUGAAUAUAAAAUUCUGUCCGUGUUGGUUAAGGUAACCAAUAUACAAAGAAACAUUGAUUUAAUCAAAAACCAUCCAAAAUCGAGACAUUAUCGUUACGAAUGCCAUACAAAAUUUAAAAAUCUCUGUCCAGAACAGCGUGUGUUACCUGAAUAACAGAUACGGUAUUUUUGUUUGUUUGAUAAAAGGUGUACAAACCGAAAGAAAACACACCGAAACCACAUAAAUAAAACACCAUUUCUAAAAAUAACCGAACCAAAAGAAACCGUCAAAAUGGCAACCGUCCCUGCUCUCUUGGAAGCUCGAUCAUAUCGUCCAUUCAAAUCCAGCGAAGAGUAUUUAUAUGCAAUGCGUGAAGAUUUGGCCGAAUGGUUGAACACCAUGUAUCCAGAGCUACGCAUUAAUGUGGACAAUUUCAUGGAUCGUCUUGAUACCGGCGUCGCAUUGUGCAAGCACGCGAACAAUGUUCGAACAGCAGCAGAAGAAUACUUGGCCAGACGGCAAGCACGCAACAAAUCAAUGACGAAAUCGAUGACAUCAGGUCUGGCUGGUCCAAUUCUCGCAAUGGGAAAUAUACACUUUUUACCGGCCGCCAAAAGCGGCACCUUCUUUUCCAGAGACAAUGUAUCGAAUUUCAUUUCAUGGUGCAGAAAAAGUUUGCAAAUAUUUGAGUGCCUACUCUUCGAGACGGAUGACUUAAUCAUGCGGAAGAAUGAAAAACAUGUGAUAUUAUGCCUGCUGGAAGUAGCAAGACGUGGUGCAAAAUUCGGAAUGUUGGCUCCGAUGCUUGUGCAAAUGGAGCGUCAAAUUGAUCGUGAGAUCGCCGCCGAUAAUAAAGCGAAUGGUGUUGCAUUUGGUACACAAACCGAUGAUACCAAGCAAACAACAUCAACCAGCACCGACACGGAAAAUGGCCUUUUCGACACCGAUUCCGACGAUGAAGAUGCCGAAGAGCCAAUGCUUACAGUCUACGGACCACAACCACAAAUCAUAACAAAUGAUUUAAAAAGUCUCGACGAAAUGGUCCGUGAUUUGGUAGAGAAAUGUACGUGCCCAUCACAGUUUCCAAUGGUUCGUGUAUCGGAGGGAAAAUAUCGUAUUGGCGAUACAAAAGUGCUGAUUUUUGUUCGUAUUUUACGAUCUCAUGUUAUGGUUCGCGUUGGUGGUGGAUGGGAUACUUUAUCACAUUAUUUGGACAAACACGAUCCAUGUCGAUGCCGUGCUCAGCAUCGAACAUCUGUUGCAGCUCGUAUCAUAACGCGUACGAAUCAGGCAACUAACGGCAUUGAAUUGCACAAGGCUCAAGUGUUCUUCGAGAGGUCGCCACCAUCGGCUCGCAAAGCAUUGAAUGGUAAUUCGGGAUCAUCGAAUAAUGCAACAUCACCGGUUACAGCCAAUUUAAAUUCACUCUCGCCACAGUCUGGCCAAUCGGCCGGUCGAAAUCGAAGCCGAAGCCCAACACCAAAUCAACCGAAGAACACAACUUUAACUACUGAACAGUUACAGUCAACGGAAAAGAUAUUGUUGGCAUCACCAAACGUGCAACGACGUUCAAUGUCGCCAAGUCCACGUCGAUUGGGCGAUCUAAAAAGCAAAAAACAAACAUCGUUCGAUUCAAAUGCUGGUACAACAGCUACCACUACAAACACGACCAACACCACCACAGAAGCUGAAACAACGAAAUUGAGCGAAACCAAUGGCGGCGCAAAUGGAACAACUGAUAGCGGCGGUAAAUUUGAAAAUAUUAGCGACAACGGAAGUGAAAUCAGUGACGAAGGAUAUCGAAGCUUAGGUCUUAUUCAACAGGCCAAUAAUAAUCAAUCGAAACGGGCAUCAUUGCAUAGCCAAACAUCGCUUGAAGAUGGUAAAAUAGAUGACGCGAAAACUAGUGUGCGUCUCAUCGAUCAAACCUCAAGCGAUUCACAAUGUUCACCAACCGAUGAACUAAGCUCGAAAGGUACAGCGGCCGAUUUGAUUGAAACAAUUGAAUCGAGUCCAGUGGAUAUACCAGAUGCAACAUUGACCACAGAAGAAACCGUAGACCCAAAGCCAUUUGAAGAAGCUGGCGUUUUUAUAACAGAUGAUGAAAUCACCGUUGAUGUAUCCAACACAACUGGAUUACGGAAAACUGGCUUUUCUGAUGAUUUAUAUAGUGAUAGUUUAACGAAAAAGACAUUUAGCAAAAUUCCACGUUCGCCAAUGACGCGCCGCAAGAGCAUUGACAGUUGUUCGAUCAACAGUGAUAAUGCAACAAAUACAGGAUUACCAAUAUUAUCACGAAAAAUGCCCGUAUAUCGUUCAGUUCGAAAAUCAUCAUCGCCAAACAUUGAAUUGAAUGCAAUGACCACGGAUAAAGUGGCCACAACAUCACCGAAAAAGGAUAAUAACAUCGGUACAUGGAAUGGACGUUCAGUAAGUACAACAAAAAAACGUCCAACCGUUGGUACGGAAUCAUUUACACCGCUAUCAAAUAAAAAUAGCGGUAGUACAUCGAAUUUAAGUCAAAAAGGAACAACACCGUUCCAACGAAAUUCAGAAAGUCGCAUUUCACGUUGUCAAUACGAUCAAAAUGGUCGUCGCAUUGUGAAAUCGACAAAUACAUCGCCGGUAAAACAAUCCACAUCGCCGCUUGCUCAGCAAAUCCUUGAGGCGGCCGAAAGUGCGAAGAACGAUACACAAAUGUUGGAAAAAAUGAAAUUACUGCUAAGUAAGUAUACGGUAAAUAAAACCGGCAGUAAAUCAAGUGGAUCAUCGAAUCGAAGUCGUUCGACAGCAACACCAUCACCGGUUAAAAAUAAAGACGAAUUCGAAGAUUUUACCACGGCUUGGGUGAACUCGAAUGGUUCAUUGGAUCGUGCAAGUAAUUGCUGUGCACCAAAUAAAGCACAUUCGAAACGAAGUUCGGCUGCCUCGUCGUGCGACAGUACUGCAUAUGGUAAAGGUGACAUUCAUGUAUCGAAUAGACGUGAUCGCGGUGUUUCACGCAUUCCCGCACCAAUUCGACAAAAUACAGAGCUUUAUUGACGUUUAAGUCACUUUUAAGUUUUAUUCAAUUUACGUUCAUUUUUAAUUGGAUUGCAUCUUUUGUUUUAUACUUUCUUAGUGUUUUAAGAGUUUCUUCGUUUGAUUUAAUCGUCUAUGGUACGAUUUAUUUUUUAUUUAAACAUAUAAAAAAACAAACUACUGGAAAUAUUUUCCCCAUUUGAAAAUUGCUUUGAUGGCAAUUAUGCUUUCAUUGAAGCUUUAUCGAGAAUUUAUAUUGACCAUUUAUUCAUUUUUAGUUGUCGUUUUUUUUUUAAAUUAUUAUUUUUAAUUUGUUCGUAUGUUCUUUACAUACAAGAAGCUAUGAUAAUAUUAAUAAAAUCAAUAGUCUCGCUUGAAAUAUUCACAUUGGUUAGAUGGAACUAACUAAAAAAGCAAGCAAUAAAAAAGACAGUUUUUAUUUGAAAACAACAAUCGAAAAAAAAAAACAAUACUCAUUACGCAACAUUUGAACCCUAUAGCCUUCCAAACACAUCUUAUUCACUUUUUUCUCCUUCGUUCUUUUUCUAUCAUUUUUUUUUUUUUAUUUAGAGAAUAGAAUUCAUACUAAAAACAAAAUAUAUUUCACGCAUAAGUUUUUUAUAGUCUCUCAUUGAAGCAUAUAGAUGAGAUAGAAUGAAAGGAAUUCAAACAUAUUUUUGUAGAAAUUGCAAUUAGGUAUUAGUGUCUAUGAAAAUUUGACUUUUGAUCAAAGCGAAAUAUAAUAAACGCGAAAAAAAAACUAUAUAUAUUUAUGCACUCUUUUCAACCAAAACACACGUAAUCGUCAAUCUAUAGAUCGAAUGGUGAAAGAGCCAUUGUUUAAAAACUUUUACGUUUUAAAAUACGCUAGACUUUUGUAUGUCACAAACUACAUGUAUGUAGAAAAUAAUAGAAAUGAAGAGCCUAUAUCGAGCCUUUCCUCUAAAAUAAAAACAAAAAAAGCCACAUUGAGAAUAUCUCGACGGUAGUCAACUAAUAAUAAAAAAAAUAAAAUUUUGUUCCAUAAAGUUAUAUAAUACAAUUACAUCGUUAAUAUAGCAGUAAA